Messenger RNA from Oncorhynchus mykiss (rainbow trout), 2375 nucleotides. It is a transcript of the gene brms1la, whose product is annotated as BRMS1 like transcriptional repressor a. NCBI's taxonomy places the organism in Eukaryota, Metazoa, Chordata, Actinopteri, Salmoniformes, Salmonidae. The record is from RefSeq and is a predicted model, not a curated record.
CCUGGGGAAUGUAGUUUGUGUUCUAACCCUUUUGUACAAUUACUUCAUGGUGAAAUUGUUGUAAAACAACUACAAUUCCCUGACAUCGAAAUGUACGUCAAUUACGCGCCAUUGAACCGCUGCGAUUUAUCGUUUGUUUUUAGCUUGGACGCUUGCUUGCUGGCUAGCUAGCUAACGUUAGCUAGCUUUCCAUCAAUGCUUACCGCUUAUUCAAUCAGACAUACAACGAUAUUAUUUAUCUUUCUGUUUUUAUAUUUUGCUAUUGCUAUUUUUUUAUACUAAUCUUACCGACAUAUUCAUGUCAUCCGAUGAACUGUGUAGUUUUCGAAAGAUAGUUUCACUUGCUAGCUAGCUAGCUAGCAAGCGAGCUAUCUUAAUUUCCGGUGUUUUUUGUUGUUGUUUUAUUCGCUAACUAACGUUAGCUUUGCAACGAUUUUGGAAGCUAUUUCUAAAGUAAAUAUCUAUCUCUUUUUUGUUGGAAGUACAAAAUACAAUUACUUUGUUAGUAGUUGAAGGUAAGGAAGUCAACAUGCCGGUACAUUCUCGAGAAAAGAAAGAAAGUAACCACGAGGAGAUGGAAGUCGACUAUCCCGAACAAGAUGGGAGCAGUUCAGACGAGGAUGACACUGAGAGCUCGUCCGUGUCAGAGGAUGGGGACAGCUCGGAGAUGGAUGAUGAGGACUGUGAAAGGAGAAGGGUGGAGUGCCUUGAUGAAAUGACAAAUCUGGAGAAACAAUUUGGAGACCUGAAAGACCAGUUGUACAAGGAGAGGUUGAGUCAGGUGGAUGCCAAACUCCAGGAGGUGAUUGCAGGCAAGGCUUCGGAGUACCUGGACCCCCUGGCAAAUCUGCAGGAGAACAUGCAGAUCAGAACAAAGGUUGCUGGGAUCUACCGGGAGCUCUGUAUAGAGUCUGUAAAAAACAAAUACGACUGUGAAAUCCAAGCAGCUUUCCAGCACUGGGAGAGUGAGAAGUUGCUAUUGUUUGAUACAGUGCAGAGUGAACUUGUGGAAAAGAUCAGGCGACUGGAGGAGGACAGGCACAGUAUAGACAUAACCUCAGAGCUCUGGAAAGAUGAGCUGCAGUCAAGGAAGAACAAGAGGAAAGAUCCAUUUAGUCCAGACAAAAAGAAGAAGCCAGUUGUUGUGUCAGGACCAUAUAUUGUCUACAUGUUACAAGACUUGGAUAUACUGGAGGAUUGGACAGCAGUCAGAAAGGCUGUGGCUACUUUGGGACCUCACAGAGGUAAAACUGAUGUCUCCACCAAUAAGAAUGAAAAGUAUCAGCAUAAUGCUCGAUCAGAAGAGGGAAAGUUGAGUUAUGACGGAGAAUGGUACUGCCGUGGACAGAUGAUAUGCAUCGACAAGAAAGAUGAAUUUCCCACAAGAGCCAUAAUUACCACAAUCAACCACGAUGAGGUUUGGUUCAAACGACUAGACGGCAGUAAAUCCAAGCUGUAUGUCUCUCAGCUCCAGAAAGGCAAAUACACUAUUAAACACUCCUAAUUUUCAGGUCAACUUGCACCACUCCCUCUCCAAAGCUCAGGAGUUAUUCAAAGAUCCCCAUGGUGCCAUCUUCUGCCUAUUUCAAGUUUUCUAAUGAAUUCUGAUUUAAAUACUUAAAAUACAAUUUAUAUGAAAUACAAUUUUUUGUUAAUUUCGUGAGAUGGGUUUGGGUCCUCUAAAUAGUAUUGUAUGUGACUAGGUGUGAAUAUGACCAUGUUCCAAUGUCAUUUUUAUUGGGCAAGACAGACAGAUAUGGAGAACAUGAGUUUCCAGACUCUGUUUCUACAGGUUUGCCUUAACAGUAGCUCAAAGCAUUCAGAUGAGAAAAUGUACUGUAUAAUGGACUAACACUGCAGGAUCUAUAGAAAGUUACAUGGGACAUCAGUAUAGAUCAGUAUAUCAGCCUCACAUUGACAAGUAUCCAUUAUCUCUUGCCAUACCCAUCUCUGCUAGUUGUACUUUUUGUAAUUUAUGAUACAUUCUUUGUAAGUGGUACGGUACUGGUGAUGACUGUCUGUAUAACUUUAACACUUAUGUCUUACAUCUUCCAAUGCAGUAUUCAUUUGUUUCUUGCUGUCUGUCUUAAUGACAUUCCUACAUAGGGUUUUAAAAUUCUAGUAAUGUUCCCAAAAUUCCCAGGUUUUCCAGAUAACCCGGUUGAAAGUGUCCCAGAAUCAGAAGUGAAUAAGCAGGAAAUCUGCCCUAGAUUUCUGGAAAACCUGUGAAUUUUGGGAAAGUUACCAGAGCUUUGCAACCCUACUUGUACCUCACUUUGAGAUGCUGUAGGUUUGCUAGAAAGGAACCACUGUCUUAAUGUACAGAAUAAAAGGAGCCUGCAUGUUUUAUAUAAAUAAAGGGAAAAAUCUGUCUA